AUGCCUGGUCCUAUUCGAACCGCUCUCAAGGUCGAUCUCGACAAACCAGCCAAGGAUCAACCAUAUUUGCACAACCGAUGGCAUCCUGACGUUCCAUCUGCUGGAACCAUUAAAAAUGGCGAGACAGUCAAAAUCGAAUGCCUUGAUUGGACUGGUGGUCAGAUCAAGAACGACGAUAGUGCCGACGACGUGAAAAACGUCGACCUGACCCAAGUCCACUAUUUGUCCGGACCUUUUGACAUUGAGACCGCUGAACCCGGUGACGUGCUGUUGGUCGAGAUCCAAGACGUUCAACCAUUCCAGGACCAUCCAUGGGGAUUCACGGGCAUCUUUCACAAGGACAACGGCGGCGGGUUCUUGGAUGAGAUCUAUCCAGAAGCAGCCAAAGCAAUCUGGGACUUUGAAGGCAUAUUCUGCUCGUCACGACACAUCCCCGGCGUUCGAUUUGCCGGUCUCAUCCACCCGGGCAUUCUAGGCUGUGCUCCAUCGCCAGAGAUCCUAGCCGAAUGGAACAGGCGGGAAGCUGAAUUGAUUUCGACCACCACCCUUAGCCGUGUGGUUGCUCAACCACCUGAGCCUAAGAGUGUCCACGCCACUACCGCCGACGAAGAACUCAAGGCCAAAAUCGGCAAAGAAGGCGCCAGGACCAUUCCCGGCCGACCUGAGCAUGGCGGGAACUGCGAUAUCAAGAAUCUAUCUCGCGGGAGCAAGGUAUACCUGCCGGUCCAUGUCAAGGGAGCCAAGUUUUCAGUUGGCGAUUUGCAUUUCUCUCAGGGCGACGGCGAAAUCUCCUUCUGCGGCGCCAUCGAAAUCGCAGGUGUGAUCACCAUCAAAUUCAACGUCAUCAAAGACGGACAAGCAAAACUAGGAAUGGUUGGCGGAAAAUCCCCUAUUUACAUUCCUGGUCCCGUACAACCGCAAUUCUCACCUGGACGGAUGAUUUACUUCGAGGGGUUCAGUGUCGAUGAACAUGGUAAACAACAUUACAUGGAUGCAACGGUGGCGUAUCGUCAGAGUUGUCUUCGUGUGAUUGAAUAUCUCAAGAGGUUUGGAUAUACCGAUUAUCAAAUUUAUUUGAUGUUGAGCUGUAUUCCUAUCGAGGGGCAUGUGGCGGGCAUUGUUGAUAUCCCUAACGCUUGCACUACUAUCGGCUUGCCUAUGGAUAUCUUCGACUUUGAUAUCUCUCCGUCUGCCGAGCCUAAGAAAUUGGAUCUCGGUGACUGUGCUUAUGUGGCUAAGUAA
Molecule: messenger RNA, 1242 nt
Organism: Exophiala mesophila
Lineage: Eukaryota; Fungi; Ascomycota; Eurotiomycetes; Chaetothyriales; Herpotrichiellaceae
Exons: 6
Coding region: 1-1242 (413 amino acids)
Molecular function (GO): hydrolase activity, acting on carbon-nitrogen (but not peptide) bonds, in linear amides
Source: RefSeq, a predicted model, not a curated record